Solea senegalensis (Senegalese sole) is the source of this 3682-nucleotide messenger RNA. It is a transcript of the gene orai2, whose product is annotated as ORAI calcium release-activated calcium modulator 2. Gene Ontology annotation, cellular component: membrane. Bases 388 to 1170 code for a protein of 260 amino acids. Gene Ontology annotation, molecular function: store-operated calcium channel activity. The transcript is spliced from 4 exons. NCBI's taxonomy places the organism in Eukaryota, Metazoa, Chordata, Actinopteri, Pleuronectiformes, Soleidae. The record is from RefSeq and is a predicted model, not a curated record. Gene Ontology annotation, biological process: store-operated calcium entry.
CCCUGCACACCAGCGAGCUUCGAUCCAGAGCGUUCACCGCUCCAAAUUUGGGGUUGGAUAGAGGGAUUGACUUGGGAGAAUAGAUUGACAGGAAGCUUGACCGCGGUGUGAACUUCAGCUGGCAGUGACUGUGGUGAGAUGAGUAUGAGGAGAAACGGACUCUGUCUCUUCUUCUGCCGGUGUUCUGAGCGGAGCUGCUGUUGCUAAUAAUUAUGUGUGAGGAAAAGGCGGAAGUUGCCGAGACAACACAGCGAUAAAGGUUCGUCCUGGUGUGGAUACUUCCAUUUAUUGUGUCGCGCAGCGUGGGAAGAACUGCUCCGUGGAGUUUGACUCUGUGAAAGGCUCUGCAGCAAACCGCUCACACACGUCAAUAGAGAGGAAGGAGCCAUGAGCAGGGAGCUGAACGUGCCAAUGGGCUCCCCAGAUCCAGGAGUCUCAGAGCCGGGUCAGGACCGAGGGGGGAUGGACUAUCGGGACUGGGUGCGGCGCAGUUACCUGGAGCUGGUCAGCUCUAACCAUCACUCGGUUCAAGCGCUGUCCUGGAGGAAACUGUACCUGAGCAGAGCCAAGCUGAAGGCGUCCAGCAGGACAUCUGCACUGCUCUCUGGCUUCGCCAUGGUGGCCAUGGUGGAGGUGGAGCUAGAAAUGCAGUACACUUACCCCCACGUGCUGCUCAUCGCCUUCAGCGUGUGCACCACCGUGCUGGUGGCCGUGCACCUCUUCGCUCUGCUGAUCAGCACCUGCAUCCUGCCCAACGUGGAGGCCGUCAGCAACAUCCACAACCUCAACUCCGUCAGUGAGUCGCCACACGAGCGAAUGCACCACUACAUCGAGCUGGCCUGGGGCUUCUCCACCGCCCUGGGCAUCCUGUUGUUCCUCACCGAGGUGGUUCUCCUCUGCUGGAUCAAGUUCCUACCCGUAAACUCUGGCGGGGUCAGUAAGGUCUCCACCACGUCGACCACGCCUGUGGCCCAGAACAACGGCUGGCAGGCGGCGCUGGCCUCCACCAUCAUCAUGGUCCCGGUGGGGGUGAUUUUCAUUGUGUUCACCAUACACUUCUAUCGCUCUCUGGUGCGCCACAAGACCGAGAGACACCACCAGGAGAUCGAAGAACUGCACAAGAUUAAGAUCCAGCUGGACGGCCACGAGAGUGGCCUCCUGACUGUGUGACAACGACGACUUCCACUUGUUUCUCAUAUUUAUGAAGCCUCACUCCUCUGACGUUUGUUCAGGUCACCAGUGUCGCUUCACCCGGACUCAGGCUCCUCUGGGCUGUUACACGUCAGACUCUUAACUUAUUCUUAAGGUCAAUUUGUGUUGUAAGAUUUGUUUCCGUGAGCUUUGUCUGUUUUUUGAUCUGUAAUCUCUGUCAGUCAACAGUUAAUGUUUAAAAAAAAAAACAGUUUACAGUCAAAGGGCUAUUAGGUUCAAUGUGCCAUUUUUGUUUGGUUCGACGUGGUCGGAGUUUGAUGCAGGUAACGGUUCAAGUCGGAGUCUUUUCUCUGUUCUCAAUGAGUCUCAGAUUGAAUCACUUGUGUUUGAAAACGGAAGACAGGUUUGGCGACACUUUACAGCAACAGUAUGGUAAUAGUAUGGUAAUUAUUUUGUAAAUGAGAUGUAAUACCAGGUCAGCUUUAGGGCGCGUACAGGUGUAUCGUAUCAACUGUUUCUCCACACAGAAUCAACGUUCUUGGAGAAACGGGUCCCAGAGUGAUAAAAUCUAAAAACAUGAAACCAAAAUGCAACUUCAGGAAAACCGAUGUCAUAGCAUCACCUCUCAAACCUUUAUCCUUUAUGCGAGACAUCAUUCUUCCUGUGUUUGGAGUUUGCACGCAGAGUUCAAGCGUUACGCACCUGCUCCCCAUCGUCUUAUUAGUUUUUAUGUGUUACGGCACCACAUACAGGGCUGGCAUAUAUAUACUACAGCUUUUUGUGUGUAUCCAGUUAUUUCUUGAAACAGUGCCGUGUUUAUGGAACAAAAAGACAAAUAUUGUGUAGUGUAAAGUUCUGUUUCUGUGUAGAUUAGGUCUAUCUGCAUAUGUUAAUGCUGCAGUCGUGCUACUGACACGGAGCAGAGUAGAUCGACAAACGCAGAAAAAACCACAUCAUAUUUUAAAGUUUGUGUGGCAUAUUUGUCCGUUCACAUGAUGAUAUUUAAGUAUUUAAGACUUAAAAAUUUACGAGAGUGCGAUAACUCGCAAAUAAAUAUUAUAAUGAAUUGAAGGCAGUCGGUAGGCACCAUUUUUAUCUACAUCUUUUAUCUAUAAACUCGUAAUAACAUAAGCGACGAUGCAUUUCACCUUUAUAAUAUUGUAAUUGCCAGUUUGUACACUGAUAGUAGCCCAUAGGAAUUCUUAUUACCAGACUAUUGCCUGGACGUCAGACUGGAAAUAUUGUGUAUUACUGUAAUAAUCUAUCCAUAUUACAACACUAUUAGAUUAUAAUUACACUUACCAACACAAAACUACCGUCAAUAUUUCCGAUAUGCCAUGAAAUAUUGCAAUUUUUCCGGUAAUGUUUAUUUUCUUACACCCCUUUACAAAUAGUAUAGUAUUGCCAACUGAUGAUAAAGUUUUAACCAUACUUUGACCAUGUUGUUACUGUACUGUUAAUGUAUAGAAUUCAAAUGGCCACCAGUAGAGUAAACUAAUAAACAUUAAUGCCAUGAGGAAAUUGCCAAAUUUAAUGUGGAUCAUUUAAAAAUAUAUAUGUAUAUAUAUAUAUUAUUUUCUGCUUUUGAUGCUGGUGUUUAUGGUUUGGCCAAAGAUGACGUUUGCACCGUUAAGCUAAAAACGUGAAAAUGUGAUUUUAAACAUGUUUAAAAGUUUUACUCGAUUAUUCUGUACGUCUUGAGUAAGGCUUGAGUGAGAUAAAAUAAACAGUCUUAAACAGACAUGCAGUAAAAUGCUGCCGAGCCUUAACGCUACUCACUCGUGAAUCACAACACAAACGUCAAAAGUGUUUGACUGUGUUGUGGUUGAUUUAGUGUGUUUUUCGCUCAUGUCUGUGCACAUACAAGGAGAAACGACGACCGCCAUAGUUUAUAAACUGUUAAAAGUCUUAAAUGUUCUUGUAAAAUAGCAAAGAGGUUUCUCUGUCUGUGUUUUUUUUCUUCCUUCCUGCAGCUUUUUAUCUUUUUUUUUUUUUUUACAGAGACCACAGAUCCUGUUGAAAAGGCGUCAAACCGGUCACACUGAUGCUGCUUAAAUAUGAAUGUGCUCCUGUCCAAAUAUCCUUCUGCCUUACAGAAUCAUUGCCUUUUCAUGUGUUGCUAAAUGUUUUAACACAAGCGUAUCUUUUUUCUUUUUUUUCCCACUUUGUUUCUUUAUUGGAAAUAUAAGGUCAGGUCCUGGUUCGCAGGGAGAAAAGGUCAAAGUGGAAAAAUGAACAGCACGUUCAAAUUGUGUUUUGUAAAGGGUUUUGUUUUUUAAAAAAAGAGGGAAAACCUGUUAUGACAUUCCAAAUAAGAUGCCUGACCAAAGUGUCACACAGAUGUUUUUUUGUUUCUCCGAAGAGGAAAAAGUGCACUUGUAGUUUAGUCCAAACAGAAAGUUACUUGUCAGAAAAACUGUUGCUAUGUCUCUCAUGUUUGUGGAUUUGUGCUUUUUGUGAUUGAAAACGGCAGAGAAUCAACCUGCAAAAGAUUUUUAAAAAAUUAAUAAACUAAUAUAUAAUAACUGGA